ACAUAAUAAUUUGCAAAUUGUCAAACUUUUUAUACGUAAAUUUCUUCCGAUUUUGUAUAAGGUCUAAUUUGCAAUAGCACAUGGCGUUUCUCCAAAGCGUUUUAACGAAACGUUACGAAUCAGCCGAGUGAAUGAGAUCUAUUUUAAUGUUUUUGCAUUUAAUUAAGCUUUUAUAACGCACAACACGAAAAUCAAAAACGAUCAAGCGUUUGUUUAUCGUUUAAUUACCUUGUGAAUAUGAGUAAUUCUACUUUUGUUCUGGAUAAUGGUGCCUAUACGACAAAAGUAGGGUUAGCUUCUGACAACCCAAAAUUAGUUCCUAAUUGCAUAAUGAAAGCAAAAAGCGAACGAAGAAGACCUUUCGUAGGAACUGUUUGGGAUUAUAUAUUUUCAAAGGAAUGCUGUCCUGUAAACUUGAACCAACUUUCUGUAAUUGUGACUGAACCUUUAUUUAAUUUCUCAACCGUUCAAGAAGCCAUGACAGAAAUAUUUUUUGAGGAAUACGAAUGUCAAAGUCUCUUGAGAAUCAAUACCUCCACUCUCUCUUGUUAUCAGUACAAAACAGAAAAUCCUAAUACAAAGUGCUGUAUUGUAGUUGAUAGUGGUUAUAGCUUUACUCAUAUAGUACCAUACGUAAAUGACACUAAAAUUAGAGAAGGUAUUAGACGCAUAGACGUGGGGGGAAAGCUUCUUACAAAUCAUCUUAAAGAAAUUAUAUCCUAUAGGCAACUUCAUGUCAUGGAUGAGACUUAUGUAAUAAAUCAAGUGAAAGAGGAUUCCUGUUUUGUUUCUCAAGAAUUUUUCAAGGACAUGGAAACUGCCAAAAAUAAAUUAGAAAACAAUCCCAUAGUUAAAGAUUAUGUUUUACCAGAUUACACAACAUUAAGACGUGGUUUCCUAAAAAGUCCAGAACCUCCUAAUGAACAGCAAACUUUACGUUUGAGCAAUGAAAGAUUUGCUAUACCUGAAAUUCUGUUUUUUCCUUCGGAUGUUGGUAUUCGUCAAAUGGGUAUUCCAGAAACAAUAAUGGAUUGCUUAAAAGCAUGUGACGAAGAAACGUGGCCGCAUCUUUUGUCUAAUAUCAUUCUUACUGGGGGUAACGCGAAAUUUCCUGGAUUUCAAGAAAGAGUUUACAAGGAAGUUAGAAGCUUAGCACCCGCAGAAUAUGCGAUAAAUGUCCAUUUACCAGAAAACCCAAUCACGUACGCAUGGCACGGUGGUAAAACGCUUUCGAAAGAUCCAAUAUUUUCAAGUCUUCUAGUAACUAGAGAAGAUUACGAAGAAGAAGGGCAAAACCUUUGUUUCGAACGUUUCGAUGUUUAACUUGAAUAAAGUUGUCUUAUUAACCAACUCAUAUAUACUUGUACCAUACAGCCUAUAAUAA
Molecule: messenger RNA, 1384 nt
Organism: Habropoda laboriosa
Lineage: Eukaryota; Metazoa; Arthropoda; Insecta; Hymenoptera; Apidae
Gene: Arp6
Product: actin-related protein 6
Exons: 3
Coding region: 238-1323 (361 amino acids)
Cellular component (GO): Swr1 complex
Molecular function (GO): nucleosome binding
Source: RefSeq, a predicted model, not a curated record